CAUUAGUGAACAAGUGCCUUAGUGAACAAGAAGUGUUAAUACAAUUGUUGUAUGUGAUUUAAAAUAAAUUGUGAAUAGAACAUUUUACCAAGAAUAUGAAUCUACUAUUUGUUUUGACCAUUGCGUCAAGCGUGGCGAUAUUGAAUGCGGCAAUAGCUUCUCGCCACGAUAGUCGAAAAUGGUCCAGACCUCUCAUCGUAGCCGAAGAGGAACCCGAAGAACAACCAGAACCUGCAACUGAACUUCAAGCACCAUCUAAAGACAGCAUUGACUAUUAUUUGAGGCAGCCUGUACAAGAACCUUACAUAAUAACUAUACCAGAAGCACCAGAAAUUCAUAAGAAACAACCAAAAGGACAAGAUUCUUACUUACCUAGCCAAAAUAGUGCUUCGAGUAGAGAGCAACCAGUCCAGUUUUCUCUGAGCACACGAAUGAACUUUACAAACACCGAUGAAGUACGCAAACCUCAAGUGUUCCCUCAAUCGAGAUAUGGUAGCUUACCCAAGAAAUUCUUAGGUUUCAAAAAUAAACCACAUUACUUAAAAUUCUACGCUGAUGACGCUUUGCCUAAAGUAGCACCAAAAGGGGCACAACAAAAAUUCUUCGAAAGCUCAUCACCACAAUCUGAAUACAUCCAACAUAGCCAACCAAAGGAGAUAACCCAACGCCUAUCAAAACACAUUAUCGAGAGCAAAACUGAAAAGAAAAUUUUACCCAGACAACCACUGCCACCAAUCUUUGAUAGCGAAAGUGAAGCAGUUGUACCACGUUUGAGUUAUAUUAAACCUAUUGCAGAGGCCAACAGUUCUGAGGAGGACGAUGAGGAAGAAUCAGAGAAGAUUGUUGAAGUGGUCAAACCAACAAAGACGAAGAAGGCUAAAUCUGUGAAACCAAAAUUGGGUGCCUUGACCGAUGGUAAACAGAGAGUGGAAUUCCAAAUGCACGGUCAUGAUGGUCCACAGAGCUACAAAUUUGGAUAUGACACUGGCAAAGGAAGCAGUCGUCAAUUUAGAUUCGAAGAACGAGACAACGAUGGAUUAGUCAGGGGUCACUAUGGAUUCUUUGAUGAAGAUGGAAAAAUGCAUGUUAUUAAAUAUAGAGCGUCAGCUGAUGAUGGUUUUAGAACCGAUGAAUAAUUUAUAAAUUAAUAUUUUGAUUUCAUUAUUUUUAAAUCUUCCAAAAGCCUUUUUUUGACUUAGUGGAGAAUGCAUUUUUUUCAAUUACGGACACAGAAAAAUUGGAUAUUCAAUA
Molecule: messenger RNA, 1251 nt
Organism: Ctenocephalides felis (cat flea)
Lineage: Eukaryota; Metazoa; Arthropoda; Insecta; Siphonaptera; Pulicidae
Exons: 3
Coding region: 96-1136 (346 amino acids)
Source: RefSeq, a predicted model, not a curated record